AUGAAUUUUCCGCAUUUAGUCUUUUCCAUUUUUGCCAUCGAACAUUUUUCCCUGAUUGAUCAUAUCUAUGACCUUGCAGCUGGGACUCCAAAUGAGAAUGGUGUUUUCCGUAUGAGGUGCUUGUUGAUUGAGCCAUUUCCGGAAUCAGCUUUAAAUGAGAAGGCUGGCAAGAUGCUGCUUGAAAAUUACGAGUAUGCUAGACAUGCAAGAUUACACGCUCUCAAGCAGAAGCUAAAGUUCAAAACAGGAGUUAUUUCCGAGUCUACCAUUACCCGAAAUGUUGAUCAGACGAACUCCUCUGUAAAGAGUGCUGACCAGAAGAAUGCAGUACCAGGUCCCACAUCUUCAUUAGCCUCAAAACUCGAAAACAGUCGAGAUCAGCCAGCUGUCAUAACUUCAACAACUGAGACGGGAGUUGGCAGAUCAAUGACAGCUCCAUUGACACAGAAGAAAGAAGUUCGGCUGUCAAAAGCUCCCACAGACAAAAGAAGAUGGAUGCAAGAAAGAAAAGCUUGA
Molecule: messenger RNA, 516 nt
Organism: Fraxinus pennsylvanica
Lineage: Eukaryota; Viridiplantae; Streptophyta; Magnoliopsida; Lamiales; Oleaceae
Source: the annotation of a GenBank genome assembly